AUGGUUUAUGUUGCUGUAGCACUCUUCUGUUUUCAAAAGGGAACGGUUGUACUCGUUUUCCAACCAGCUGAGGAAGGAGGUGGGGGAGCAAAGAAAAUGUUAGAUGAUGGAGCACUAGAGAAUGUUGAUGCCAUCUUUGGGAUACAUGUUGCUGCUUCUUACCCUAUUGGUACGGUGGCCUCCAGGUCUGGCCCUAUUUUGGCUGGGAAUGGUUUCUUUGAGGCAGUAAUAAGUGGAAAGGGAGGUCACGCAGCCAUUCCCCAGCACACAAUAGACCCAAUCUUAGCAGCUUCCCAUAUAAUUGUUAGUUUGCAACAUCUUGUUUCACGUGAAGCUGAUCCCUUGGAUUCACAGGUAGUUACAGUUGGAAAAUUCCAAGGAGGUGGUGCAUUCAAUGUUAUUCCAGAUUCUGUUACAAUUGGUGGCACAUUCAGGGCAUUUUCAAAGGAAAGCUUUAUCCAACUUAAACAAAGAAUUGAAGAGGUUAUCACGAAACAAGCCAGCGUACAGAGGUGCAAUGCAACUGUCAUCUUCAAUGAAAAUGAGAAGCCCUUUUACCCAGUGACUGUAAAUGACAAAGAUCUGCAUGAAUUCUUCCAAAAAGUUGCAGGGGACAUACUGGGCACCCAGAACAUAUUAGAUAAGCAACCGACAAUGGGAGCAGAAGACUUCUCAUUCUAUGCAGAGGUGAUUCCAGGAUACUUCUUCUCUCUAGGGAUGAAGAAUGAGACCCAAGGAAGGUUUGAAUCAGGGCAUUCACCCAACUUUAGGGUCAAUGAAGAUGCGCUUCCCUAUGGAGCAGCAUUACAUGCAUCAUUAGCCACAAGAUACAUCCUAGAGAAACAAUCCAAACUUAAUCCGCCAAAGGGAAGCAUUCAUGAUGAACUGUGAGUGCUUAUACUGAUAUAAAGCACAGUCAGAGAUUUUGAAUUGCAUUGUAUAUUGGAUACUAGAAAAUGCAACACUUGUAAAUUGAAUUUGUCAUCGAUCAUUUAAGACAACCUAUCUCAAGUUGAACUCCAGAAUGUGCUUUUUUUUUCCCCAAGAUAAGUUUAUACUUUCAAAUAGAUGUUAAAUUUGGCUGGUCCAAAAUUUUUGAAUUUGACUAAUAUAUUGAUUAUUUUUCUGUUCAUAUUAACUUUGUGCAUGUAUGCACACGCUUACAAGUGGGGGAGGGGAUUUGUAAGAUCCAAAAGCUGGUUUUGUCACAACAUGUUAGAUCUGAUCUAGAUCCUAAUAUCCUUCAUACCUCACCCAGUCAUCACUUGUAUCCUUUGUACCUUUGCCUCGCCUUCAACUCAGAGCCAUUUCUAGCAGGAUCCUUUCCAUGAUGGCAAUGCAAGUUCUCCUUGAACUCUUGACAAAGGAUUAGGAAAGAACAUCUUUAGACUUGGACCAAGGUGGUCACUAUGCACCUUCCUUAACUCAAAAUGAUUAGUAACUUUAUUAUUAGGGUAGCACCUUAUCUUGUCGAGGGAUUAUUCUACUAGUCUUUUACCCCGCAUCCACACGGUUAUGGGAUCAUCUUUAUUUGAAACGGAUCUAUUUCAUGGUCCAAUUAUAUGUUACAAAUCUAUUUCAAGUACCAUAUCAUUCAAAAUUUUAAAUGAUGUGACACUCUAUACCGUUAGAUCCAAAAAGUCAAAAUCUUAUCUAUGAAGUGGACCCUCUCCAUUUUCAAGUGAAAUGGAAAGGAUCCUAUUCACACACACAUAUAAACACACUAAACCCACAAUUGAGUGAUCAAUGAAACAUCCUUUUUCUAUACAUCCAUACGAAGUAAGGGUAACCAAAAGAGAGUUACAUAUUAUAGGUUUAGGUUCUUGAAUCAUUUAGCUAACUUCACUAAAAAAAAAAAAAAAAAAAAAUGGAAGUUGGGUCUUCAUAUUACAAUUAGUGAUCAGGAAACUACAAACUAAAAAACCUUAGAUUAAUCUUUUAGGCUCUGGCUUGCGUUAAAAGGGUGUGAAUGAUAUUGAACUUGUGGAAAAGAGAAAGACUUGAGGAUGAAUUGGUUCCUGAUGAUAGCAGAGGAGAAAGGAGUCAAUGGGUCAAGUGACUAACAAUGGGGGUAAGUGGCAAAUAAGGGGGCUUAUUCCAAUGAAAAUUUAGGGCCCGUUUGGUAAGAGAUUUUUAAUAAUGUUAUUAUUGUUUUGUGAAAAUAAGUGUGGGUGAAAAACUUGAGGAUGAAUUGGUUCCUGAUGAUAGCAGAGGAGAAAGGAGUCAAUGGGUCAAGUGACUAACAAUGGGGGUAAGUGGCAAAAUAAGGGGGCUUAUUCCAAUGAAAAUUUAGGGCCGUUUGGUAAGAGAUUUUUAAUAAUGUUAUUAUUGUUUUGUGAAAAUAAGUGUGGGUGAAAAAGUGUGUGAAAAAACAUGCAACGUUGUUUAAACACUAAUAAUUGUUUAAACGACAGUAAUCUAAGCAAUUUAUAUAUAAUUUAUUAAAACUAGUCUCAUCACACGCGCUUCCCGCAUGCGACAAGUCUUUUAAAAAAAAUAAAAAUAAAAACUCCGUGUUUUUUACCGAAUUGUCCAUUUGUUUUGUUUCACAUAGGGAAAUAAGAGUAUUUUUUAACUAAAAAAAAAAAGAGAAAUCCAAAUAAGGAAGCCACUUAAUAAUUGUAAAGAUAAUGAAGAAAAAAAAAAUAAUGGUUAGAGUUACCAUGAGUAGCGGAGCGGAGCAGAGCGGGUGCCAAGCUUCUAUAAGGAAGCUCUACUUCAUCAGUAGGCGUCUGGACUCUAGAUCAUACUUCUCCAGUCCACGUGUUGCGCUUCACAAGUAACCGUUUACAGCAGUAAUUUAUUCAAAAAAAAAAA
Molecule: messenger RNA, 2817 nt
Organism: Quercus lobata
Lineage: Eukaryota; Viridiplantae; Streptophyta; Magnoliopsida; Fagales; Fagaceae
Product: IAA-amino acid hydrolase ILR1-like 1
Exons: 4
Coding region: 1-891 (296 amino acids)
Biological process (GO): auxin metabolic process
Cellular component (GO): endoplasmic reticulum
Molecular function (GO): IAA-Ala conjugate hydrolase activity
Source: RefSeq, a predicted model, not a curated record